UAGACAUUUUAAACUUCAAAUUAAUGUCUUUAAUUCCAUAAUUAAGCUUUUGUGUGUUUAUUAGGUCAUAAUACAUAAUAGUGUAGCUAUGCCGUGCUCAGUAACAUAAAUUAAUGGUCUACAGAUAUUAAGUAUAUGAUUAAUACAUACUAAAAUACAAAACAGUCAAUUGAGUGAAGCCCGAAUUUGGCUAAGAUAUGAAUUCUGGUACGAAGAAAAUGGAUCCAAACCCCACAGGUUUGUGGGUGACCUUUUUUACAGCUGCAGGUAUUCCGUCUGAGGUAGCAGCAACAUACGCCCUAACAUUUACUGAAAACAGAAUUCAGAAUGAUAUGUUGUUAGAUUUAAACAAAGAGUACCUCAGGGACAUGGGGAUAGUACGAAUGGGAGAUAUUAUUGCCAUAUUAAGGCAUGCCAAGCAAGUACAUGAAAAUACAGCUAGGGAUAAAGUGCUGAGUACUACGAAUGUUGCAAACAUAGUUCCCGUGGCUGCUGUUGCAGGACGGUCCACUGUUUCACAGCCAUCAUCACCGGCAACCCGAAUGCUUGAGCACUAUACACGUAAUCGAGACCCUUCACCCAUUGCAGUUGUGCAAAACAAAAGAAAGUCAGAUGAGUUUGCACCUCAAGAAUUGGCUGUAAACAAUAAAAAAGCUAGGCUUAUAAGGUUUAGUAAUCCUCCUAAAGCACAAGCUACAUUACCUAAUCAACAAGCAUCUGCAAGUAAAACAGUGUUUGCUCGACUCGGUUCAUCAGAUCCUAAACUCGAACAAACACAAAAGGAAACAAAACUAGUGUUCGCUCGUCUCGGUUCCAAAAACGCAGUUACUGAGCCAAUACCAAAAGAUGCGUUAAAAUAUGAAGGAAUAUUAAAAAGCCCACCGGUGGCAAAGCGUUCCUUUACAGUCACAACAAAAAAGAAUAAUACAAGGACUUGUGUGGGGACAAUGAGGGCGGAUGAGACACCAGUCAGUGUUAAGGAAAAAUUGACUUUGUCCAGAGCUAAGUCGGUUAAAUUCUCAAACCGUGUAGAAUAUAAAGAAAUAGAAAUGCAAAAACCUGUGGUGAAAUUUACUUCAGUUUUUAAUAAACCGGAGAGACGGUUGUCAAUGCCCAUCACAAAUACUGUCAAGGCCAGACUCGGUGUUAAAAAGGAUAACAUUACAAAUAGUUUGUUUAAUAGAUUAGGUGCUGAAUUAAUUUAAAAAAGUGCUUAAUUCAGAUAUUUCUUUAUCUUACCCAAAAUUAAAAUAAUAUUAAAUAUUUUUUUAUAAUAUGCCGGAAUAACGUUUGUUAUGGAAGGCUAUAAAUGCGGAUUUCUUUCUUAUUUAUGAGAAGCAUUUAAUACUUAUCUAUUUCACAUUACUUCACUUUUUUGAGCAGUGUUGGCCUUGUGGCUUCAGCGUGCGUUC
Messenger RNA from Pieris rapae (cabbage white), 1412 nucleotides. RefSeq lists its product as uncharacterized. The transcript has 6 exons. Bases 198 to 1205 code for a protein of 335 amino acids. Lineage: Eukaryota; Metazoa; Arthropoda; Insecta; Lepidoptera; Pieridae. The record is from RefSeq and is a predicted model, not a curated record. Gene Ontology annotation, cellular component: nucleus.